AAAGUUUAAAAAAAUGAUAAAGCAAACAAGCACAUAGAAUUUCUACACCUAUAAGUUUCAAAGCAAAACGCAAAUUGUAAAGCACAGCCAUAGCUCAUCCUGUUUAUUUGUUGUGCAUUGUUUUAAGAGCAUUAUCUCCUUCUUGCUCCCUCCACUAAGAUGGCUGUUGAGUACUAUGAUUUUGGGCCUUACAAGAUCCACCAUAGCUCAGUGUUUCAUACAACUGAUCUUUCCUUUGCCUUUGUCAACCUGCGUCCAGCGGUGCCUGGUCAUGUGGUUGUCUGUCCAAAGCGCGAAGCGAAGCGUGUGGCUGAUCUCACGGCUGAAGAGAAUAUUGAUUUGUGGACCAUAGCACAGAAACUUGGUAGGCAGCUUGAGAGCUACCAUGAGGCAUCAUCACUUACAUUCUGUAUCCAAGAUGGACCUCAAGCAGGGCAAUCUGUACCUCAUGUUCAUAUCCAUCUCCUUCCCAGGAAAAGUGGUGAUUAUGAGAACAAUGAUGACAUUUAUGAUGAUAUAAAUGAAAAGGAGAAGGAAUUGAAACGAAAGCUUGAGGUGGAUAUAGAGAGGAAAGAUAGGAGCCUUGAAGAGAUGGCUCAAGAGGCUGAUGAAUACAGAAAAUUUGUCUUUUGAGGCUUUUUAAGUGGUGCAAGAAAUAAAAUAGGAAAAAUCACCUAAUGGAAAUUUGGAUAAAACAUAUUGAGUAAUGUAGGAACAAUGUUUGAUUGUUCUGCCUUUCAUAAUAAAGGAUCAAGUACUUUCUAGUAAUCUAAGAGGAACUUCUUCUCUUGCUUUGUAACUUCGAGUUAUAUACUGGUGUUAAAUAUUAUGCAGGUUGCUUGACAGUUUGAUGCAACUCAUUUGGAA
This is a messenger RNA of Lotus japonicus, 867 nucleotides long. RefSeq names its product bifunctional bis(5'-adenosyl)-triphosphatase/adenylylsulfatase FHIT-like. Bases 160 to 633 code for a protein of 157 amino acids. Gene Ontology annotation, molecular function: catalytic activity. The record is from RefSeq and is a predicted model, not a curated record. NCBI's taxonomy places the organism in Eukaryota, Viridiplantae, Streptophyta, Magnoliopsida, Fabales, Fabaceae. The transcript is spliced from 5 exons.